Molecule: messenger RNA, 1934 nt
Organism: Pongo pygmaeus (Bornean orangutan)
Lineage: Eukaryota; Metazoa; Chordata; Mammalia; Primates; Hominidae
Gene: TPSG1
Product: tryptase gamma 1
Exons: 3
Coding region: 666-1805 (379 amino acids)
Biological process (GO): proteolysis
Molecular function (GO): serine-type endopeptidase activity
Source: RefSeq, a predicted model, not a curated record
ACCACUGCAGUCAGUCUGUACCUUGAAAGAUGCUCUGAGGCCAUGGAACCACCUAGCCCUCCUCGAACUUCCUCCCCGCAGCGUCCCCACCGUGGCCCGGGAACCAGCUGGGGGCUUUGCUAUGCGGGAGAGCCCGUGCCCCACCCCAGACCCGCUCCCUAUCUAUGAAAAUCUACGUCUGUCUACAUCCCAGCUUCCCUUCCAUUCAGCCCAGUGGCCACACUCCAUCACCAGCAAAAUUAUCCAGUUCAGGCGGUCCCAGGUGUGGCCAGUGGGUCUCAAGCUGACUUCCUCUUAAUUUCUUUUUAACUUACUGAGGUGAAGUUUACAGAAGAUAAAGUUACAUUAUCAAGCGUCCAAUUCAGAGGCUCUGAGCACCUUGGACACUGCCGUGUGCCCCCCCCCCCAAUUCUAUCCAGCUCCGAGUAUCUCCACCACCCCUGAAGGAAAACCAGGGCCCACUAGGCAGCCACCCCCAGCAUCCCGGGCCUUCUCGGGGGCUCCACCGUUCUCUGAGCCCCUUUCUAGCUGCCCAGGGGCCCUCUGCAACCUUGCCACUGCCUCCAGGAGCCCUGGUUAGUUUGUGGAGCAUGGCGCUUAGAAACCACAACCUGGGCCCCGGGCGCGCUCACUGCUCCUGAGGCGUCAUUUCUGCUGCACCCACGAUGUUUCUGGGGAGAGUCCAGCAGACGGGGGAGCUGAAGAGCAAAGUCCCCAAGAAGGCAUGGAGGUGUGGUCAGGGCAGGCUUCCUGGAGGAAGUGCAGUGGGCUUCUUGGGAUCCCCACCAGGCACCCCUUCCUCCUUCGACUUAGGGUGUGGCCAGCCGCAGGUUUCGGAUGCAGUAGGCCGGAUCGUAGGCGGUCACGCUGCCCCGGCCAGCGCAUGGCCAUGGCAGGCCAGCCUCCGCCUGCGGAGGGUGCACGUGUGCGGCGGGUCCCUGCUCAGCCCCCAGUGGGUGCUCACAGCUGCCCACUGCUUCUCCGGGUCCCUGAACUCAUCCGACUACCAAGUGCACCUGGGGGAACUGGAGAUCACUCUGUCUCCCCACUUCUCCACCGUGAGGCAGAUCAUCCUGCACUCCAGCCUCCCAGGACCGCCGGGGUCCAGCAGGGACAUCGCCCUGGUGCGGCUCAGUGUCCCCGUGACCCUCUCCAGCCGGAUCCUCCCUGUCUGCCUCCCGGAGGCCUCGGAUGACUUCUGCCCUGGGACCCAGUGCUGGGUGACCGGCUGGGGUUACACGCAGGAGGGAGAGCCUCUGCCACCCCCGUACAGCCUGCAGGAGGUGGAAGUCUCCGUGGUGGAUACAGAGACCUGUCGCCGGGACUACCCCGGCCCCGGGGGCAGCAUCCUUCAGCCCGACAUGCUGUGUGCCCAGGGCCCCGGGGAUGCCUGCCAGGUGAGCCCGCCAGGCCGUGACAGACGACGGGGGCGGCUGCAGCCCAGGCAGGGGCUCCCCACCUUCUCGGCUCCCAAUGCUCGCCUUCUCUGCCCUCAGGAUGACUCCGGGGGGCCUCUGGUCUGCCAGGUAAACGGUGCCUGGGUGCAGGCUGGCAUUGUGAGCUGGGGUGAGGGCUGCGGCCGCCCCAACAAGCCAGGAGUCUACACUCGUGUCUCUGCCUACGUGAACUGGAUCCGCCGCCACAUCACAGCAUCAGGGGGCUCAGAGUCUGGGUAUCCCAGGCUCCCCCUCGCGGCUGGCUUCUUCCUCCCCAGCCUCUUCCUUCUGCUAGUCUCCUGUGUCCUGCUGGCCAAGUGCCUGCUGCACCCGUCUGGGGAUGGCACUCCCUUCCCCGCCCCUGACUGACGGCAGGAAUCCAAGUGCGUUUCUUAAAUAAGUUACUAUUUAUUCCGCUCCGCCCCCUCCCUCUCCCUGGAGAAGCUGAGUCUUCUGCAUCAGAUUAUUGCAACAUUUAACCUGAAUUUAAAAGCACAC